Molecule: messenger RNA, 746 nt
Organism: Jatropha curcas
Lineage: Eukaryota; Viridiplantae; Streptophyta; Magnoliopsida; Malpighiales; Euphorbiaceae
Product: large ribosomal subunit protein eL22z
Biological process (GO): cytoplasmic translation
Cellular component (GO): ribosome
Molecular function (GO): RNA binding; structural constituent of ribosome
Source: RefSeq, a predicted model, not a curated record
AUACGAAAAACCCUAGAUCCUCUCCAGCAAUUCUAUUCGCAUUAUAUUUUUGCACGGCGCUGCCUUCAUCUCUCAAAGCUCUGUUUCGCUGGUCUAUCAAUCCUGUGAGUCGCGUAGCAGAAACGUCAAGAUGAGUCGCGGGGCGGCAGCUGGAGCUAAGGGGAAGAAGAAGGGGGCAACCUUCGUGAUUGACUGCGCGAAGCCAGUGGAGGAUAAGAUCAUGGACAUUGCGUCACUUGAAAAAUUUCUCCAGGAGAGGAUAAAGGUUGGUGGCAAAGCCGGUGCUCUUGGUGACAGCAUUACCGUCACUCGUGAAAAGAGCAAGAUCACCGUUACGUCCGACAGCAACUUCUCUAAAAGGUAUCUUAAGUACUUGACCAAGAAGUACUUGAAGAAACACAAUGUGCGGGAUUGGCUCCGGGUGAUUGCUUCCAACAAAGACAGGAAUGUGUAUGAAUUGAGGUACUUCAACAUUGCUGAGAACGAGGGAGAGGAGGAAGAUUGAAGACCCAAUUCAGUAUUUCAUCAAAUUAUAUGUUUUAGUUUGCCUUUUUCAGAGCCCCCUUAUCUUUUUCAGCUGUUGGAUCUGUAAGACUUGUUGAGGUUGUUUUGUGAUUCUUCUGAUUUUGUUGAAAUUUUGUUAUAAUUAGAUAUCUACUUUUCAUGUAAGAGCUACUAAAUACAAUGCAGAUUUCUUGCUCCAGUUUGGUUAUAGAGAUCUUUCUAUUGGCAUUGGUUUUGGAUUA